GGAAGAUGUGAUAGUUCACAUGGGAAUGUAACUAGUGCAGGAUAUGUGAGAUAGGUUCAUAGUACAUGAAUUAGUACAUAGGCAAGUUGAUAGCAGCAGAUUAAACGGGCGAACUGUGAUCAACAAAAGCGAAGGGCAGACCAGUCAGGCAUGGAGCUGCCGGAGUGCCCCGUCUGCCUCCAAACCUAUGACGGCGAUGAGACAGUGCCUCGCGUACUGGGCUGCGGCCACUCGCUCUGUGAGGCGUGCUUGACCCACCUUCCCCGACGCUUCCCUCAAACCAUUCGCUGCCCCGCCUGCACCCAACUCGUCAGCUACCCCCAUCCCCAGGGGCCCUCCGCUCUCCCCAAGAACAUCGAUCUCCUCAGGCUUUCCCUCUCCCAUAAACCCUCCCUAAACCCCGAUCCCAAGCGACCCAUCUCCUCCCCAAAAUUCGACUUCCUACCCCCUUCCUGGUCCGACGAGUUCUACUCUGCUUGGAAGGACUGGGUCCUCCCAAACAACGCCGUUUCGGCGGUUCAACCCCAAGCUGACGAGCAGGGAAUCCAGAGAUUCCCCUCUGAACUUCUAUUACAUGGUAAAGUUGUUUCGCGUUCUUCUUCUUCUUCGUUGCGUUCUCGUUUUCGGUGCAAGGAGAAUCAGACGGUGAGCCUUGUUCGAGUCAGUUCUAGUCUGCGGGUGAAUGACAGUGUGUUUGCUCCUGGUUAUGUUGUGCGAAUUACGGAAUGUUUGAGUAAAAUGAGGGAUGGGGAAAGGGCUGAACUGGAUUUGAUUUUGAGGGCGUGUUCCAGGCAGCCUCGAGUUUGUAAUUGUUAUGGGUUGUGGUAUAAUUCGGAAGAUUCGUGUGUGUAUUUAGUGUGCGAAAGGUGUUGCUUGGGUUUUGUGGAGAAGUUGGGUGAAUUGGGCAGUUGGCAUGGUUUGACUGAGAAGAUGGAUUUGGUGUUUGGAGAUGGGAUUUUGGGUUUUGCACUCGUUGGUUUGGAGAUAUGCGAAGCGCUGAUUAAUUUACAUUCAGAGGGAUUAGUUGCUGGUUGUGUAGGUUUUUCCUGUUUUCAUUUUGAUGACUUGGGUCAUGUUUAUGUUAACUUGAAUGAGAUUUUGGUGACAGGAAGGAAGAUUUGUAGGUGCAUUGUGGAGGGUGUUUCUGGCAGAAGAAGAGUUGAUAAAUCAGAAAUGGGAAUAAUUUGGGGUAAAAUAUUGAAAACCCAUGUGUUUGUAAGCCCAGAGGUGUUGUUUGAACUAUUGCAGAAAGCGGGCGUUGCCUUAGAAUUUGGGGGCUUGAGAUAUUCAGUUGGCUAUGGCUCUGAUGCUUGGUCCCUAGCUUGCAUAUUGCUGAGUCUUUUUAUAGGAAAACCUUUCACUGAAGAGCUGGCAAAUUAUAUGCAAUCUAUCUUUCAAUCAAGAAACAAAGAGAAUGAUGCUGAUCAUUUAGGUUCAUAUUUGGGUUGGAUGGAGAAAGUUACGUCUCUGUUGGAAGCUAAAAUUGGUUCGAAAUAUGCAUGCUUUCAGCAGAUUCUCUGCAAUUGCUUGAAUUCUGAUCCCAAAAGUCGUCCACUUGUGACUGAUGUAUGGAAGUGCAUUAGAGAAUUGAUAAUAAAACCUCAAUAUGAUAUUUUUGUCAGUUUGGAUGGUGCAGUUAAGGAGAACAAUGCGGGUUGUUGCAUGGUGCUUGGAGAAUUGUGCAAGUUCCAAGAGAAAACUAUCAAAGGAUUAGAAACUCAGAAAGUAGAUGACUUGGAGGGGGAAGAGCACAACGGUGUAGCUAAAGUAGAUCAAGUUGGGGAAUUGAGUGUCGACAGGGAUCUUUUUGAGGGCGUCUCUGCAGGCAAUUUUAAAGUUGUUGAUCUGCGGGGCCAUCUUGAUUGUAUUACAAGCUUAGCUGUUGGUGGGGGUUUUUUGUUUAGCUCUUCCUUUGAUAAAACAAUCCACGUAUGGUCUCUGCAGGACUUCACUCUUGUACAUUCGUUUAGAGGUCAUGAACAUAGGGUAAUGGCUGUAGUUUUUGUUGACGAAGAACAACCAUUUUGCAUCAGUGGUGAUAUUGGAGGAGGAAUUUUUAUGUGGGGCGUCAGUAGCCCCUUUGGUCAAGAACCAAUAAAGAAAUGGUACGAGCAAAAGGAUUGGCGCUAUAGUGGAAUCCAUGCCCUUGCUGUUUCUUGUGCUGGAUAUCUUUAUACCGGCAGUGGAGAUAAGUCAAUAAAAGCAUGGUCUUUGCAGGAUUACACCUUGUCCUGUGCAAUGAAUGGUCAUAAGUCAGUAGUGUCCACGUUGGCAGUUUAUGAAGGGAUUCUUUAUAGUGGAAGUUGGGAUGGAACUGUUCGAUUAUGGUCUUUAAAUGAUCACAGUCCUCUGACAGUUUUAGGUGAAGAGGCAUCUGGAAAUGUAGCUUCUGUCAGGUCACUUACUGCCAAUCGGCAUGUGCUUGUCGUGGCUUAUGAGAAUGGAAAUAUAAAGAUCUGGAGAAAUGAUGUCUUUAUGAGAUCUACACAACUUCAUACUGGUGCAAUUUUUGCGGUUGGCAUGGAGGGGAAAUGGUUGUUUACAGGAGGAUGGGAUGAGAUUCUCGAUGUACAGGAAUUAUCUGGAGAUGAGUUUCACAUAGAUGCUAUUCCUGUUGGAUCUAUUUCUUGUGAGUCUGUCAUAACAGCUCUAUUAUAUUGGCAAGGAAACCUUUUUGUUGGCUUUGCUGAUAGACUGAUCAAGGAAAAUUUGGGUCGUCUUAGAAAAGGCUGGAGUGAUAUUACGAGCUUAAACCACUGGGUGGUCAGGGACUACUACCGUCUCGUCAGCUCUGUCAAUGCGCUGGAGCCACGGAUUCAGGGUCUCGCUGAUGACCAGCUGACUGCAAAAACGGGGGAGUUCCGGCACCGGCUUAAACAUGGGGAGACAAUUGCAGAUAUUCAAGCUGAGGUAUUUGCUGUUGUCCGUGAAGCUGCUAGAAGAAAGCUUGGGAUGCGCCAUUUUGAUGUGCAGAUCAUUGGUGGAGCUGUGCUACAUGAUGGGUCCAUUGCUGAGAUGAAGACAGGUGAAGGAAAAACCUUGGUUUCCACAUUAGCGGCAUAUCUUAAUGCCCUAUCUGGUGAAGGUGUUCAUGUGGUAACUGUCAAUGAUUACCUGGCCCAACGUGAUGCUGAGUGGAUGGGUCGUGUUCAUAGGUUCCUUGGGCUUUCAGUGGGUCUUAUUCAAAGGGGAAUGACAGCUGAGGAGAGGAGAUUGAACUAUAGAUGUGAUAUAACAUACACCAAUAAUUCCGAACUUGGUUUUGAUUAUCUCCGAGAUAAUCUUGCUGGAAAUAGUGGGCAACUUGUGAUGAGAUGGCCAAAGCCAUUUCAUUUUGCAAUAGUCGAUGAAGUUGAUUCAGUCCUUAUAGAUGAAGGAAGAAAUCCUUUGUUAAUAAGUGGUGAGGCCAGUAAGGAUGCUGCACGAUACCCAGUUGCUGCCAAAGUGGCUGAGCUGCUUGUAAGAGGUCUCCAUUACAGUGUGGAGCUUAAGGAUAAUUCAGUGGAGUUGACUGAGGAAGGAAUUGCACUUGCUGAGAGUGCUCUUGAAACAAAUGACCUAUGGGAUGAAAAUGACCCUUGGGCUAGAUUUGUGAUAAAUGCCUUGAAGGCAAAAGAGUUCUAUCGACGGGAUGUCCAAUACAUUGUUAGAAAUGGGAAGGCCCUCAUAAUCAAUGAGUUGACAGGCAGAGUAGAAGAGAAAAGAAGAUGGUCCGAGGGAAUUCACCAGGCUGUAGAGGCUAAAGAAGGUCUGAAGAUUCAGGCCGAUUCAGUUGUUGUGGCACAAAUAACAUACCAAUCACUAUUCAAGCUCUACCCAAAGCUGUCAGGAAUGACUGGUACUGCAAAAACUGAAGAGAAAGAGUUCUUGAAAAUGUUUCAGAUGCCUGUUAUUGAAGUUCCUACAAAUCUGCCAAAUAUUCGUAAAGAUUUACCCAUCCAAGCUUUUGCCACUGCACGAGGGAAAUGGGAGUAUGUUCGUGAUGAAGUUGAAUACAUGUUUAGACAGGGCCGUCCUGUUUUAGUUGGGACAACUAGUGUGGAGAAUUCUGAAUAUUUGUCUGAUUUGCUGAAGGAAUGGAAAAUCCCCCACAAUGUCCUCAAUGCACGGCCCAAGUAUGCUGCAAGAGAGGCUGAAAUUGUUGCCCAAGCAGGGCGAAAAUAUGCCAUCACCCUUUCUACGAAUAUGGCUGGCAGAGGCACUGACAUAAUACUUGGAGGAAAUCCAAAAAUGCUUGCAAAAGAAGUUAUAGAAGACAGCUUGCUUUCAUUUAUGACACAAGAAUCUCCUGAUGCUGAAGAUGAUGGGGAGCUUGCUUCAGAAAAGGUACUACCGAAGAUAAAGGUUGGACCAUCCUCACUGGCUUUGCUGGCUAGGUCAGCCCUCAUGGCUAGAUAUGUAUGCAAAAGUGAGGGUAAGAGGUGGACCUAUCGUGAAGCAAAGUCCAUUAUCUCAGAGUCCAUACAAAUGAGUCAGUCAAUGGAUUUGGAAGAGCUAAAGAAGCUUGCUGAUGAACAGUGUGAGAUGUACCCCCUUGGGCCUACCAUAGCCCUCGCUUAUCUGUCAGUAUUGAAGGAUUGUGAAGUACACUGUCUGAAUGAAGGUUCUGAAGUGAAAAGUUUGGGGGGCCUCCAUGUGAUAGGGACAUCUUUGCAUGAAUCCCGGAGAAUAGAUAACCAGCUUCGUGGUAGAGCAGGCAGGCAAGGGGAUCCUGGAUCAACCCGAUUUAUGGUGAGCUUGCAGGAUGAGAUGUUUCAAAAGUUUAAUUUUGACACAGAGUGGGCCGUAAAACUUAUAUCAAAGAUUACAAAUGACGAAGAUAUACCAAUUGAAGGUGACGCAAUUGUAAAACAGCUUUUAGCCCUGCAAAUCAAUGCGGAGAAGUACUUCUUUGGUAUAAGAAAGAGCUUGGUUGAGUUCGAUGAAGUGUUGGAGGUGCAAAGAAAGCAUGUUUAUGAUCUCAGGCAAUUGAUUUUAACUGGUGAUAUGGAAAGUUGUUCACAACAGAUAUUCCAGUACAUGCAAGCAGUGGUAGAUGAAAUCGUCUUUGGAAGUGUUGAUCCAGUGAAGCAUCCAAGUAGGUGGAGCUUGAGUAAACUUUUAAAAGAGUUUUUGGGUAUUGGAGGAAAACUACUAAGUGAUUCAUUUGCAGGGAUAACAGAGGAAACUUUACUUAGGUCUCUUACUCAACUUCAUGAAUUGAGUUCAGUAGAUGUUAACAACUUCUACCUUCCAAGCUUGCCAACUCCUCCAAAUGUUUUCAAAGGAAUUCGCAAGAAAAGCUCUUCGUUGAAACGUUGGCUUGACAUAUGCUCUGAUGACUCGGCUAAGGAUGGAAGGUAUCGAUCAACCUCCAAUCUUCUUCGAAAAUACCUUGGAGAUUUUCUAAUUGCUUCAUAUUUAGAUGUUGUGCAAGAAUCAGGCAAUGAUUAUACGUAUGUGAAGGAAAUAGAGAGAGAAGUCCUUGUAAAGACUCUGGAUUGCUUCUGGAGGGAUCAUCUUGUAAACAUGAACAGGCUUAGUUCAGCGGUGAAUGUAAGGAGUUUUGGGCACAGGAAUCCUCUUGAGGAGUACAAAAUUGAUGGUUGUCGAUUUUUCAUCUCAAUGCUCAGCGCAACUCGAAGGUUAACUGUAGAAUCACUCCUCCGGUACUGGUCAUCCCCAAUGGAGUCUCAAGAAAUAUUUGUAUCAUAAGAGAAGAAUGGUUUCCAAGUUAAAUGUGUUCCUAAAAUUUUUGCCUUCUACAGCUACAGGUACCUAUCAUUUUUUCAUGUACAACAUGGUAUCUGUACCUUCAAUAUUUAUGUAAUUAUGUUUGACAAAAAUCAUUUUU
This is a messenger RNA of Malania oleifera, 5833 nucleotides long. Its product is annotated as protein translocase subunit SECA2, chloroplastic. The transcript is spliced from 36 exons. The record is from RefSeq and is a predicted model, not a curated record. NCBI's taxonomy places the organism in Eukaryota, Viridiplantae, Streptophyta, Magnoliopsida, Santalales, Ximeniaceae. The coding region runs from base 151 to 5694 and encodes 1847 amino acids. Gene Ontology annotation, molecular function: ABC-type protein transporter activity; ATP binding; protein kinase activity. Gene Ontology annotation, biological process: protein import; protein targeting; protein phosphorylation. Gene Ontology annotation, cellular component: membrane; chloroplast envelope.